UGUAUAACUAUAAAUAAUUACUUUAAUUCAAAAUUAGCAACGAAAAAUAAAAUAAAUUACUUUAAUUGAAGGAAAACUCCUUAUCUACCAUGACUUCCUUAGAACCUUUUGUAUUAAGAAUUAAACCAGCUAUGGAUGCAUUCCUAAGAAAAGCUACCAAACAAAAUGUAAAAGACUUGGAAAACGAAUUGGCCCAAUUCAAUUGGAUGCACAUGAGUAUAUUUAAUAUUCAAAUUCUCGUGCCUUUAGUUUUAAAAUUGGAAGAGCUCAGCAAUGAUAAUCAGGAUAUACGUACCGGUUGUUUACAAUGCAUUACUCUGGUGACUUCAAAAGUAUAUUUAAAGGAAUUAACAGCAUUACGUACUAUGCUCGUUGUGGUCCUAAAGCAAGUGCGUGAAUGUGAUAAAGCAUCCACAAGGCAAAAUUUAAGUGAAGAAAUAAAAUUGGCCAGUGUACAGUGUAUAACAGAAUGUUUCAGACGUUCAACAUCGGAUGUAUUGGAACAAUUUUAUAACAAGGAUUCAGCCAUGAUAUUGGGACAAAUUUUGUUGACUCUGGUGGAAUUCAUUGAAAGGGAGAAAUACAAAAAAUUGGUUCUAUCUUCUUUGGAAUGUCUAAUGAGUGUAUUUUAUGUACACGAUGAAGCUGAUCGCAUGGAUGUCGUUUUACGCAAUCAAGUUGCAAAUACAAUCUUUAUUUUCCUACCAAAAAUUGUUACAGUUUUAUAUCAAAUUUCAAUAGCUGAUGAUACUGUAGGAGAAAGUAUUAAAAUUUCUUCCAUCAAAGCCUUAGGUCGUAUAUUAUGUGUUAUUUAUGAACAAACUACAGAAAAUCUAAUACAUGCUAAAUAUGAUGUGGGAGCAUUUAAGAGACUACUCAACGAAAGUCUAACGUAUACUAAUGAUAGCAAUGAUAAUGAUAUAUUGGCCACUAAAAAGAACCGGGAACAGUUAGAGCAACGCAUGAAACAACUACAAGGAGAUGGACGCACUCAACAGUGGAUACAAGCUUCUUCGAAAAAAUUACGUAUUAUCUUUACGCAAACAAGCCAAUUAAGAUCGCAUACUUCAGCAAAAAUACGCAAAGAAUAUGCUGAAAUGUGUUGUCUUCUUAUGGAAACAUGUUCUCAUAAUCUUAAGGAAAAUUUUGUCUUUAUGAUGGAAUCGGUUGUAGCACUUACAGAAGAUGAAGAUGUACAUAUACGUAAUCUCUGCUGUAAAUGUAUAGAUCAAUUGCAAAAUAAUCACUCCAAUGAGGGGAUAUUUGAUGAAAAUUCCGAACAACUGCUAGAUGAACAUCUAACAAAAUUACCAAGAAUUAUAGCACGUUGCGAUGAAACGGAACAGUACACAGAAUUGACUUUUCUUAAAGGAUUUUUUAAAUCAUUAAGUACCAAAAAAUUGCAAUUAUUACUCUCAAUUCCUCAUAAUUUAGAAAUAUUUUGCAUGUGCUUAUUGUCAGCCUUAGACUUGCAAACAUCCUCUGAUUUACUAAUCGAAGAGUAUUCUUUGCGGGAAAUGGAUGUAGAGGGCGAAUACUUAGAAAGUAGCAAAUUUCCUUGGCGUAAAUUCAAAAAUUUGAAUUCUGAGAGGAGUGUUAAAUGCAUACGCGAAAUAUGCCAAAUUUUGGGUAAAACGCCCGUAUUAAAUCGCAUUAUUAUGGAUUAUCUUUUGGAAAUGUUACAACAGCAUAAUGAGGCGAUGAAUGAAACCCUUUUAAUUCUGUUAUGGUUGGCCACAUCCAAAGAAAUGAAUAAUAAAUUUCAGUGCAAGGAUUUGAAUUUGGUCAAGCAAUUACUUGAUGAGUUAUUGGAUGAUAAACAUUGGCAUUUGGCUUUAGAACCGGAUAAUGUUAUGCAACUUAAAGUGAAUAGGCAUACAGAUUGGUUCAUUGAUCGUACUCCAGGACUUUACGAAUCGGCUGUAGAAAUACGAACACAAGAUUGCGAUUCCGAUGAUGAAACUGAAGAUUUAAUGCAAAAACAACAAAAAGUCACUAUAAUUGAUGCUGAAUUCAAUGUACUACAUACCUGCAUUGUGCUGGACUGUUUGGGUCACUGUGCUUUAUAUGUGGGAGAAAGGUUUGAUGGUUAUAUUUUUCAAACAUUGCACAAUGUUUUAUUAAAACUUGCCCACAGUAAUUCGAUGGUAUAUAAAGCCGCUAAUUUCGCAUUAGUGUCCAUACAAAAAUCUCUUAGAUUUAAUAAAGCAAUUCAAUUAAUAGAGGGUCAUAUUGAUUAUAUAACUUACCAUUUAAAUAUGUCAUUAAAGAAGACACCAGAAUGUAAAUCGGCUGUAGAUAUUCUGUCGGUGGUUUUACAAUUUUCUUCUCGCAAUAACCUGCCCCAUUUGGAAUUGAUUUUUGAGACCAUCUAUAAUGAAUGUUCAAAACAAUAUGAAUCUCAUAAUGUUAUUUCUUAUUUGAAAGUAUUUAAUGCCUUUUUAAAACACAUUACCUCAUGGAUGUUAUCGUGUAAAUUAGAAAUUAAAGAUGGACAAACAAUGCAUAUCGAUGAUGUGGAUAAUAACGAAAUUAAUUUAAAUGAAAACGAUUUAUUAAAUUUCUGGCUCGAUAUUUUAAAUGCUGCUAGAACGGUCAACGAUUUUGAAGAGCAAGAUGUUACUAUGAAAUCCUCUAGUAAUUCAACUACAUCGCAAUAUUGCGGUAACAAUACAAAAGAGGAAGACGUAGUGGAAAAUAAUCCACAACUACCACGACAUAUCGUAAUGAUUAAAUCAAUAUUACAGCAAGUUAUAAGGCUUUUAACUUCUUCCGAGGUGCAAUUACAAAUUCUAUCAUUGGAAUGUUUAACAUGUGGUAUACCAUUGCUGCAUGAUUACGAAAAUGAAUUGCUACCCUUGAUACACUCGACUUGGUCACCGCUAGUGGAGAAAUUUCGUCAGAAAAAUGCUUUGGUGUUAAAUCGUUGUUUUUCCUUGUUGGAAAUUUUGGCCACCAAUGCUAAAGACUUUAUCACUAAAAGAAGUUUAGAUGAUGUUAUACCAUUCCUUAAAAAUUUUCUGCAGCAAGCUGCUACACAUUCAGCUAAAGAAACAAUUACUGUCCAAACUCAAGAAUACAAAUUACAACUGAAACUGUUGCAAGAAUUUCCAAAUCUCAUCGAAUGUCUUGACUUGGAUGGUAAGCAUUUAAAUGAAAUUUCUGAAAUAAUGUCAUUAUAUUUGUCUAUGGAACAGCCUAAAGAUUUGCAAAAUCAAGCCAUUGAAUACUUUAGGAAACUACGGCAAUACAAUGGUCCUUUAAUUUAUUUAAUAAUUAUUAAGAAAUCCCAUUUAAAAAUGUAUACGGAUAAUGUACGAACAAUUCUGGAAUCAUUUGAUACUGCGCAUAAACAAUAAAGCUCACAAACCACUGCAA
This is a messenger RNA of Calliphora vicina (urban bluebottle blowfly), 3378 nucleotides long. It is a transcript of the gene Tti1, whose product is annotated as Telo2 interacting protein 1. Lineage: Eukaryota; Metazoa; Arthropoda; Insecta; Diptera; Calliphoridae. The transcript is spliced from 10 exons. Gene Ontology annotation, biological process: chromatin remodeling. The record is from RefSeq and is a predicted model, not a curated record. The coding region runs from base 90 to 3359 and encodes 1089 amino acids. Gene Ontology annotation, cellular component: cytoplasm.